GGUUCUUCAUUCUUUUGGUUUCGAAUAAUUCCCAAACUUGAGCAUCAAUGGGUCGCUCUCGGGGGAACUUCUACAAUUACGAAGACCCUAAUCAGAGAACGAGGAAACAAAAAAUGCGUUUGAACCCUUAAAUCAAGAAAAUUUAAUUAGAAGAAGGCACAACAAACAAUUUCUCCAUUGAUGGGAAUGUUCGUUUUCUGCAAUAGAUCACUAAUCUCGUCUUCUCUUUCUCACAAAUCCAACUCCUGGUCUAUCUGCUUCACGCUCAACAGGCUCGCCAAGGUUUUUUACACUCGAGAGUUUCAAACGGAGGUGUCUCAGUCUUUGGCUUGUGGUCCUAUGUUUUCCGCCAACGCAACGACGAUCCUGCGCCGGAUGCUGGUGGAGAGGAGAAUUAGCAGCUUUCAGGCGGAGAAUCAGAGAAAGAAAGAGAAGCUGGAUAAGACAUUAAAGGGUUUGUGUGUUACAGGGAGAUUGAAAGAAGCUGUUGGGUUAUUGUGGCGUAGCGGGUUGCAAGUAGAGCCUGACACUUAUGCUGUGAUGUUGCAGGAAUGCAAACAACGGAAGGGAUAUACAAAAGGGAAACGGAUACAUGCUCAGAUGGUUGUUGUUGGAUUUGCUCCCAAUGAGUAUUUGAAAGUCAAGUUGUUGAUACUUUACGCCUUAUCAGGGGAUCUUCAGACUGCUGGGAUUCUCUUUCGUUGUUUGCAAUGUAGGGAUUUGAUUCCCUGGAACGCAAUGAUAUCUGGGUAUGUGCAAAAGGGUCUGGAACAAGAUGGGCUUUAUAUUUACUAUGAUAUGAGACAGAACAGAAUAGUUCCGGACCAGUAUACAUUUGCUUCAGUGUUUAGAGCUUGUUCUGCAUUAGCAUCCCUGGAACACGGAAUGAAAGCGCACGCUGUGAUGAUUAAGUGCCAUAUUAAGCCGAACAUUAUAGUCGAUAGUGCCCUUGUUGAUAUGUACUUCAAAUGCAGCAGUUUGUCUGAUGGCCACAAAUUAUUUGAUCAGUUGUCCACCAGAAACGUUGUUACGUGGACUUCAUUGAUGUCUGGAUAUGGAUAUCAUGGAAAAGUUUCAGAGGUGUUAAAAUGCUUUGAUAAGAUGAAGGAAGAAGGUUGUAGACCAAAUCCUGUUACAUUUUUGGUGGUUCUCACUGCGUGUAACCAUGGAGGUUUAGUUGAUAAAGGUUGGGAGCAUUUCAAUUCUAUGAAGAGAGAUUACGGGAUUGAACCUGAGGGACAACACUAUGCAGCUAUGGUUGAUACGUUAGGGCGUUCCGGCAGGCUACAAGAAGCGUACGAAUUUGUUAUGAAGUCACCAUGCAAGGAGCACGCUCCGGUAUGGGGUUCAUUACUUGGGGCUUGCAGGAUUCAUGGGAAUGUGAAACUUCUAGAACUCGCAGCUACAAAGUUUUUGGAGUUGGAUCCGACAAAUGGGGGGAAUUACGUGGUGUUUGCCAAUGGAUAUGCGAGUUGUGGAUUCCUGGAUGCUGCCUCAAAGGUUAGACGGAGAAUGGAGAAUGCAGGAGUUAAAAAAGAUCCCGGGUAUAGCCAGAUCGAAUUACAAGGAGAAGUUCAUAGAUUCAUGAAGGAUGAUACGUCUCACAGAUUCUCUGGAAAGAUAUACAAGAAGGUCCAUGAGAUGACUUCAUUCUUUAUGGAUGCUAACUACAAUCCGGAUGACUUAGACGCUAUAGACGCUAGCUGUCAUGUUUGAUGGACUGAUAUCUAGUCUUGUCUUGCAUUGCUUGACCAAAACAACCUGCAAUUAGCUGUUAUACAUUUGUUUCAAGUGAUGUUGUUGCAGUUUCUCAUAUUAAGCCUGGUAUAGAGAAAAGGUACACUCUGUGAAGUCAAAUAUUGGGUGGACUAUGAAGUUACUCCAGUGAUAGGCUCUGGAAAAUCCAUCGUGGUUCAAACACAAGUUUUGGUGUGGACGGGGAUUAACAGAUUGGUUGGUAGAGUGUGAUAUUUAGAUAAGUCUCAAACUCGAUACAAAUGAUGUAAUUGGUAUUGAUGGAAAUGCGAUUUUUUGUAUAAUGUAAGUAUUUAAAGUUUUACUCACA
Messenger RNA from Capsella rubella, 2065 nucleotides. Its product is annotated as pentatricopeptide repeat-containing protein At4g16470. The transcript has 3 exons. The record is from RefSeq and is a predicted model, not a curated record. Gene Ontology annotation, molecular function: RNA binding; protein binding. The coding region runs from base 181 to 1716 and encodes 511 amino acids. Lineage: Eukaryota; Viridiplantae; Streptophyta; Magnoliopsida; Brassicales; Brassicaceae. Gene Ontology annotation, biological process: RNA modification.